This is a messenger RNA of Chiloscyllium plagiosum (whitespotted bambooshark), 2314 nucleotides long. RefSeq names its product steroidogenic acute regulatory protein-like. The record is from RefSeq and is a predicted model, not a curated record. Gene Ontology annotation, molecular function: cholesterol transfer activity; cholesterol binding. Gene Ontology annotation, biological process: steroid biosynthetic process; intracellular cholesterol transport; regulation of steroid biosynthetic process. Lineage: Eukaryota; Metazoa; Chordata; Chondrichthyes; Orectolobiformes; Hemiscylliidae. Gene Ontology annotation, cellular component: mitochondrion.
GUGGCCUUGCUGGGUUGAAGGGUCUCUUCUGCGCUAUAGGGAUUCUGUUCUAAAUUUUUUUUCAAUUCAUUGUAGUGCUUGACGCCUCAGCCUGAUUUUCUCCUUUUGGACAAAUUCUAGCCAAGAAGCUGUGAACUAGUCACUGACCUAGACUACAAUUAACCCUUUCGUUGUACAGAGAAACAGAAAAAAGUAGGAAUAGGCCAAUCAGCCCUGCGAGCCUGUGCCGUCAUGGCUGACUAUCCAACUCCACCCCCUCCUCCUGCUUUCUCCUCAUAUUCUUUAGCCCUAAAUGCUAUAGCAAACUCCUUCUUUCAUUUUCCUCAUACCUUUUCAUUUCCCGCUUUUAAAAAUGUUGGGGAUUGAGGGGAAGAAAGAAAAGGCAGUUUGGGUGCAUCCUGUGAUUGGACAAUAAAUUGUGCUUGCUUUGUGGUUGGUUGAGGAAAGGGUUAAGGUGAAGUCAGGCUGGUUGAAUAGUCAACUCCCCAGGAACAUUCCCAAUCAAUGGGCAAGAUUAGCUCAGGCCCACAUACUGCAUUCUCAGCAUCAUGUACUUCCCUUUGCUAAUAUGCACACAAGGUACAGACAAUGACAUUUGAGGAGGCUGAAUUGCUUUAGGACCAGCAACCUCCAGUUAUUUAAACAAUUUGCCAAUUUUUGUUGCCAUACGGCAGCAAGUGAGGAAAUGCCUGAGGCCAUCAGUGAGUAAUUCUUCAUCUCACAAUACUUUACAUUACUCAGGAGGCUAUCAAAAAGUGCCCUCUGAUAGUGCUACACUCAUCGCUCCCUAUGCUGUCCUUGAAUACUCUAUUCAUCUGGUGGGUAUCUCUCUGCACAUUCCUUAUCAAAGAUAUUGGCCUUCAAGCACCAAAUAUAAAUCCAAAGAAACUGUGCAAGUUCGGCAUAAGCUCAGAACAGAGCAGGAAUUAGCUGAAAACCAUGUUACCAGCAACAUUCAAAUUGUGCUGUGGAAUCUCACAUCAGCAUUUCAGGAACAUGACAGGAUUGAAGAGAACUGCAGUAGCUGCCGUAGCAUAUGAAAUGAGAAGAAUGAAAAUUAAAGAUAAUUUUCUGUCAGGAACCUGGGAUUCUCUAGUCCAGAAAAAAAAACCUCACCCAGCUCUCAAAGUCGAAGAUGAAAGAUUGGAAAUAAAACGGACUCUCAGCACAGAAGAACUAUCCUACGUGAAGCAAGGGGAAGAUGCUUUACAAAAGGCUCUGGGGAUUUUAAGCCAGGAUGCCGGAUGGACAACAGAAAUCAAAAUGGAGAAUGGUGACAAUGUUAUGAGCAAAGUUCUACCUGGAGUUGGAAAAGUCUUCAAAUUGGAGGGUGUGCUGGAUGCAACUACGGAACAUGUGUAUCAUGAGCUUUAUGAGAAAGUUGACCAAAUGAGCUCAUGGAAUCCAAGCAUCAAACACUUGCAUGUCUUGCGGAAAAUUGGCAAAGAUACCAUGGUGACUUACGAAAUCAUGGGAGACACAGCUGGAAACAUCAUUGGACGGAGAGACUUUGUGAGUGUGAGGCAUUGCUGGAAAGAAGGAUCUUGCUGCUACUUGACGGGAAUAGCCACUGAAUCCAAGUGCAUGCCACCACAGAAAGACUUUGUGAGAGGUGAAACUGGGAUUUCGUGUAUUAUCCUACAUCCUGCAGGCACCAAGAACAAGACACGAUUUACUUGGCUUCUCAGCAUGGACCUGAAGGGCUGGCUGCCAAAAUCCCUUAUCAAUCAAGCAUUGUCACGGGCACAGGUGGAUUUCACCGAACAUUUACGCCGACAACUCUCUUCAAGCUCAUUCUCCAUAUCCUGCUGAGUUCGGAACAGGCAAUACCAGCAAUGCAAAUUUAAAUGGAGCACUCACUAAAAAGGCAUUCUGCACUGUUCACUUAGCUGCUGUGUUGUGACAAAGAUAUUGUUUUGCAGCAAUGAAGCAAGGCUCGAAAGGAAAGUGCCUUUAGGUUUGCUGUGGCACAAGAUACCUGAGACAAUUCAUUUAUACACGCCACAAAAUCAUUCAAGUGCACGUUUGAGGUGAGGAAAGUAUUUUGUGGACUUCAUGCAUGAGCUUGAUGAUUUCCAAGACUUCUAUAGGAACACAGCUAGAUAUCACGCUGUGUUGUGAUACUCAUGCUAAUGUUUUGAAAGACGUAAACAGUACUUGAUGUUUAAGGGAUGGAAGCAAUUGAGGACUGUUAGAAAUCCUGUAAUUUUGGUAUGAUUUGCUGCUAUUUUUGUGAUAAUAUUAUUAAUUUAUUUCUGAUUAUCUGGAAGAUUUGCCAGUAAACUGAUUGCAGUUGAGAAUAUUUAUGUGUUUU